UAUAAAGUUGUACAUUCAGUCGUAUUUUUAAAAAAUCAGAGAAUCACCGAAACAACGAGUUAUGAGAGCGAAUCAAAUUAAUGAUAUUUAGGUUUAAAUAUAUAUAUUUUUCAACCGUGGAAAGAGAAUGAGUGGAGAUAGCUUGUGCUGAGAAUCCGUGUAUAAAGGUAGACGCACUUUUAGGACGCACAACAUUUCAAAACCGUUUCAACUGACUCCACAAGAGAUCAGCCAUGGAUUUUUACAUCAACGCGGACUAAAGUUCGUUCUUGAAGAGGUCCGACCCGCUCCGCUCCGACCCUGUCCCAUACCAGCCCGAAUAGUGCAGCAGGUGGAGGAUGGCAGAGAGAGUGACUUGGUGGCGAGCGUUUCUGGGGAACAAUAAGAGAACAAGUACCAAGGACAUCGCCACUCAGCUCCCCGACGCAGUGAAGGACCCUCUGACGCCCAGCACACAGGGAGUCCUAGCAACACAGGGCCUCCUAGCAACACCACACUCAGCAGCAGCCCCCAAACUCCCAACCGACCAACAGCCACCAGCAUCACAACAGCCACCAGCAUCACAGCAGUCACCAGCAUCACAGCAGUCACAGGCACCAGUCAGUACAGGCAACAGCCUCUUCAGCGACGAGACCUUCGAUGACUCCCAGUUUGAGUCGGUCUUCAACGAACAGACGUGUCGUAGGAACCUGAGGGUGUCUCGGUCAGGCCGGUUUAAGGAGAAGAAGAGGGCACGCUCCAGUCUUCCUACGGGGAAAGAGGACGUACGAUGACGAGGAUGGCGAUGAGGAUGAGGGAGAUAGUGGCCAAAGACUGCUCUUACUUCUGAACUUUAUUUCAACAUGGCCGUCCGUUCUGGGGAAAGAGGAAGGUAGAUGAAGAUGAAUUGUAAGUUGAAGAUAAGUUGAUGGUAAAUUGAAGAUAAGUUGAGGGUAAAUUGAAGAUAAGUUGAGGGUAAGUUGAAGAUAAGUUGAGGGUAAGUUGAAAAUAAGUUGAGGGUAAGUUGAAGAUAAGUUGAGGGUAAGUUGAAGAUAAGUUGAUGGUAAAUUGAAGAUAAGUUGAGGGUAAAUUGAAGAUAAGUUGAGUGUAAGUUGAGGGUAAAUUGAAGAUAAGUUGAGGGUAAGUUGAAGAUAAGUUGAGGGUAAGUUGAAAAUAAGUUGAAGAUAGUGAUUUGAGACUUUUACCCUUUGGAACCCUUUUGUCAGUACUAAGGAGUCUGUCCGUUCCACUGCUUCUGUUUCUUCACCAAUCAACAUGAGAUUCAUUUCAUUGAUUUUGAUUUAUUGAUCCCUUAUGGGAAAUUGAACUGUGUGUUGAACUGUGUUUCCCAUCACAAAGAAAGUGAACUGAUCAGAAAUGAAGUUAUACUCUCCUGUACCUCCUGUCUUGUUACAUUAUAAUGGACUGCUGAUUGGCAGUAGGUGAACGUUUCUCAGUGACAGCUAGGUAGGUACUUAACAGUCCUUCCCUGAGGAAAUCACAGGUCUGACAAGGUUUGAUUGAUUUAAAGCAAUAGGAAGACAAGUGUGUCUUUACUAAUCCAAUCCCAUAAAGAUCAGUGGUUAGGCUCCUUCAAGAAAGGAAGGAAGUGAGGGAGGAAGGAACGAACGAAGGAAGGA
This is a messenger RNA of Oncorhynchus nerka (sockeye salmon), 1619 nucleotides long. RefSeq names its product proline-rich protein 15. Bases 339 to 773 code for a protein of 144 amino acids. The record is from RefSeq and is a predicted model, not a curated record. The transcript has 3 exons. Lineage: Eukaryota; Metazoa; Chordata; Actinopteri; Salmoniformes; Salmonidae.